This is a messenger RNA of Chroicocephalus ridibundus (black-headed gull), 2300 nucleotides long. RefSeq names its product otopetrin 3 (gene OTOP3). Lineage: Eukaryota; Metazoa; Chordata; Aves; Charadriiformes; Laridae. Gene Ontology annotation, cellular component: membrane. The record is from RefSeq and is a predicted model, not a curated record. Gene Ontology annotation, molecular function: proton channel activity. Bases 125 to 1807 code for a protein of 560 amino acids. The transcript is spliced from 8 exons. Gene Ontology annotation, biological process: proton transmembrane transport.
GAGCAGGUCUGAGCUUGCUCUCUAUUUAUACCUAAUCUUUACAGCAACAAAGGGAAAGGAGGAAACCUGAAUCCAAGGCUCUACGCAGAGGAGGUGUGAAAGGUGACCCCCAGGCAGAUGAGCCAUGCCAGGCAACAAAGUCUCAAAGCAAAAGCCCUGCCAUCACUGCAAGAGCAGGCCAGCCUCAGCCCCACCAGACACCUCCACGAUCCACUAUGAGAAGUUCUGGCUGUACCGUCACUGCUCUUCAGUGCAGCAGAGGGACAGGCAAGCUCAGAAAGCUGGGCAGCUCUUCUCAGGGCUGCUGGCCAUGAAUGUGGUGUUUCUGGGCAGCGCCUUCAUCAGCAGUAUGAUUUUCAACCAUGUGGCCAUCACACUGGCAGACGUCUGGAUCCUGCUUUCCAUCCUCAAAGUCUUGUGCCUGUGCUGGAUCAUCUACUACCUGCUGGGCACCAGUCGGCAGCCGCACGCAGUGCUGUACCGGGAUUCCCACGCUGGGCCAAUCUGGAUUCGGGGGUCAGUGCUGCUGUUCGCCAGUUUCAGCAUCCUCCUGAACGUGUUUCAGAUCGGCUACAGCGCAAUUCUCAUCCAGUGCAAAUCCAGGGUGGAAAUUGUGUUCCCCAGCAUUGAAAUCUUUUUUAUUUUGACCCAGGCUUUUUUUCUGUGGCAUCACUCUAAGGAUUGCAUUCAAGUCCAGCACAACUUCACCAGGUGUGGGCUGAUGUUGACCAUAGCCACUAACCUCCUCCUCUGGCUCUUGGCCGUGACCAACGACACCAUUCACGUGGAGAUCGAGUCUCAGCUGCGUGAGGUGGAGCAGCGAUUUGAAGGCAAUGAGACUGCCUCGUGCACGUGCCCAAACACAACCAUCUGCAAAGUCUUCCAGAAGGGCUACAUCCUGCUCUACCCCUUCAACACCGAGUACUGCCUCGUCUGCUGCUCCGUGCUGUACGUCAUGUGGAAGAACGUGGGGAGACGCAUCAGUGACCACCAUGUCCCUCACAUCAAGCCCAGGUUCAGGCUCCAGGGGGUGGUCUUUGGGCCACUGCUGGGCACCAUUGCUGUAAUCAUCGGGAUCUGUGUCUUUAUGAUGUACCAGAUCCAGGCCACCAGCUCAGUCCCCAGCCGCCAGGCCUUCGUGAUCUAUUAUUCCUACUACAUUGUGCUUUUGCCCCUGAUGAGUGUGGGCGCAGUGACUGGAACAAUCAUCCAUGCCUUAGAAAAAAAGGAGCUGGACACGCUGAAGAACCCAACCCGCAGCCUGGACGUGAUCCUGUUGAUGGGGGCAGCCCUUGGCCAAAUCGGCAUGUCCUACUUCUCUAUUGUUGCCAUUGUGGCCACUGACCCCAGGGACCUGUUGAACAGUCUCAUCCUGUCCCAUUCUGUCCUCCUCAUCUUUCAGAGCAUCACCCAAAAUGUCUUCAUCAUUGAUGGGCUUCACCGACAGCCCUUUGUAGAAGAAAUGAAAGAAGGGCAGAAUCAUGAAGCCUAUGAUCAGAGAGGAGUGAACAUGCUGGAGCUGGGACAGGAGAUGCGGAAAGUUUCUCUGUCCUAUAUCCAUAGUUACUCUCACCUGAGCUGGAAGAGAAGAGCAUUAAGGGAGAUCUCAUUCUUCUUGGUUUUGUGCAAUAUCAUACUCUGGGUCAUGCCCACAUUCGGGGCUCACCCUGUCUUCGAGAAUGGACUGGAAAAGUCAUUUUAUGGCUACUCUACCUGGUUUGCGAUUGUGAACUUUGGCCUCCCCCUGGGUGUGUUCUACCGAAUGCACUCCGUCGGGGGGCUCCUGGAGGUCUACAUCACAGCCUGAACCAAGCUGACUCCCCACCCCAGAGGCUGGGGCGAAACCAUGAUGCUGAACAAAGAUGCAGUAAGCAGCAGAUAUGCACGUGGAAGCUUUUAAGCUUUUUCCUUCCAGAUUCUGCUUUGACUUCUCCUUGCACAACACCUCCCCGAGUUUCAGAAGAAAAGGAGGUUGAUUUAUAUUAUCAUUUUUUCUCCAUAGAGAAUAGACUCAAAGCCCACAAACAAACUGUCUUACUGCUCUAAGGAAGGAUGCUGGUACUUUUCAGUAGUCUGCCAGUGGAUGCUCUAUGGUAGUAAGUGGGACUUUACCAGCUCCUAUUGAAAUCCCCCAGAUGAAAGAAUGCAAGAGCAGCCUUCAACAGAAGCAACAGAGACUAACCUACACUCCACAGAACUUCAAAAAUCCACAGACAAGGACCACCAGCCCCACCACCGCUCACCAACCCACCCUCCUGCAGCACAGAAGAGACAUCAGUACCAGCCACAGUAGAAGCACA